CUCCGCGGCCGCCGCCGUGUUGUGUGUCUGCUGGGAGGCGAGGAGGAUGGUGACAGCGGGAGGAUGGAGUCCGUUUUAUCCAAGUAUGAAAACCAGACCACUGUCUUAUCGGAAUACCUAGAAGAAUUUCCAGAAACAGAUGGGUCAGUGUGGAUCUUGGGAAGGCAAUACCACCUUAAGACAGACAAAUCUAAAUUAUUGUUGGAUAUAAGUGCUCGUCUGUGGUUUACAUACAGAAAAAAAUUUUCACCAAUUGGAGGCACGGGCCCUUCAUCCGAUACUGGCUGGGGAUGCAUGCUGCGAUGUGGACAGAUGAUGCUGGCACAGGCUCUGAUUUGCAGGCAUUUAGGAAGGGAUUGGCAUUGGGAGAGACACAAAAAACAACCUGAGGAAUAUCACAACAUCUUGCGAUGCUUCAUAGACAGAAAAGAUUGCUGUUAUUCUAUCCACCAAAUGGCACAGAUGGGUGUAGGAGAGGGGAAGUCGAUUGGAGAAUGGUUUGGACCAAAUACAGUUGCACAAGUGCUAAAAAAGCUUGCUUUAUUUGAUGAAUGGAAUUCCUUAGCAGUUUAUGUAUCUAUGGACAAUACCGUGGUCAUUGAAGACAUCAAGAAAAUGUGUUGGUCCCCUUCUCAGAGCAGCAGUGCUGCACGUGGCAGCAUGCGCUCACACAGAAGUGCUCUCAGUCAAAACAAGAACACAGCAGGGUUUUGCUCAGGCUGGAAACCUCUCUUGCUCAUUAUACCUCUACGACUGGGGAUAAAUCACAUCAAUCCGAUUUAUAUUGAUGCUUUUAAAGAAUGUUUUAAGAUGCCACAGUCUUUGGGGGCAUUAGGAGGGAAACCAAAUAAUGCCUACUAUUUCAUAGGAUUUUUAGGAAACGAGCUCAUCUAUUUGGACCCUCACACCACUCAGAUUUUUGUAGAUUUGGAGGAAAACGGUCUGGUUGAUGACCAGAGCUUCCAUUGUCAGCAGGCCCCACAUCGAAUGAAGAUCAUGAAUUUGGAUCCCUCCGUAGCAUUAGGCUUCUUUUGUAAAGAAGAAAAAGACUUUGAUAACUGGUGUAGUCUUGUACAAAAGGAGAUUCUGAAGCAGCAGGGUCUUCGGAUGUUUGAGUUAGUUCAAAAUCAUCCAGCCCAUUGGCCUCCUUUCAUACCUCCAGCAAAACCAGAAGUGACAACCUCAGGAGCAGAACUUAUUGAAUCUACCGAUAAACUGCUUGAGUUGGAAGAAGAAUUUGAAAUCCUGAGUGUAUGAAGGAAGCUAUGGUGAUUUUUCUGUGUUGAACAUAUUGCAUUGACUUCAGACAAACAGCCAUUCUAGCCCACAAGUGCCUGAAAUUAUGGACAACAGAGCACAAAACCAUAGCAGCACCCAAAACUCAGACAGUGACAGUUUAACAUAUCUUCCCUGGGUGGAAAGAGCAGCAAAGAUCCCAUUGUCAGACACGUAAAGGGAAUCUCUGCUUCCAGCAUGCAUCUUAUUUGAAGACAAAUGGACCUUUUGAGAUGAAGGCAAAAACAAUAUAUUAAAGUAAAGACUAUGGUAUAUCACUGGGCUCUACCUUUGAAGAAAGGGGUGACUCAAAUGGAUAUUCUUGCUCUCGUAUGCAAUUGUGUAGUCCUUUAAAAAAAGCAAAAUGGCGUUGAGUUAAGGGAGGAUGUUUACUUCUGUUCCCUCCUGUGGGCUGCAUCAUAGGAAUAAAUUCAUCAUCUUGUUUAAAAGAUCAACUGGAUCAGGAGAAAAUUGUUUCCUUGUUAAAUAUUUUAACAUGUAUUUGAGCAACCACACUUUUUAUUACAAAAAUGUUUCUGUAAAAGGAACUAUGUCUAAUGUAUACAUUUGGAACAGCCUUCCUGUUUCUGGGAGACCUAAAACAAACAGGAGACUCAAUUCGUUGAUAUAGAUCACGAUCACUGCUAUAGUUACGACCUAUUUCACCUUGACCUUAAAACUUAGGUUGAUGAUUUUUGUUAAAACAAGAAGUCAAAGGUGGUUUUUUUAAAUUGUAUCUUAUUUAUUUUAAAAUAGAUUUAUUUACACAAGUUUCUCUGUAACAGCACUUUAUAUGUGCAUCUAAUAAAUUUCUUAAGCUUUUCAUAGGC
Emys orbicularis (European pond turtle) is the source of this 2105-nucleotide messenger RNA. RefSeq names its product autophagy related 4A cysteine peptidase (gene ATG4A). Lineage: Eukaryota; Metazoa; Chordata; Testudines; Emydidae. The transcript has 13 exons. Gene Ontology annotation, molecular function: protein-phosphatidylethanolamide deconjugating activity. The coding region runs from base 64 to 1257 and encodes 397 amino acids. The record is from RefSeq and is a predicted model, not a curated record.